Messenger RNA from Sinocyclocheilus grahami, 1135 nucleotides. Its product is annotated as 15 kDa selenoprotein-like. The coding region runs from base 77 to 586 and encodes 169 amino acids. The transcript is spliced from 4 exons. NCBI's taxonomy places the organism in Eukaryota, Metazoa, Chordata, Actinopteri, Cypriniformes, Cyprinidae. The record is from RefSeq and is a predicted model, not a curated record. Gene Ontology annotation, molecular function: oxidoreductase activity. Gene Ontology annotation, cellular component: endoplasmic reticulum lumen.
GACCUUAGCAGAGACAGUCUGUGGAUGUGACGCACUUCCUGCUGAGCUCUGCGGCGGUGAGCGGAAGAGAGCACUCAUGGCUGGGGAGGUGUACCUGCUUUGGUUACUGCCGUUAUUACAAACGCUAUCGUCUUAUGGAGCGGAGCUCUCCUCUGAGGCCUGCAGGGAGAUGGGCUUCUCCAGCAAUCUCCUGUGCAGCUCCUGUGAUCUCCUGGGUCAGUUCAGCCUGGGCCAGUUAGACCUUCCCUGCAGGCAGUGCUGCCAAGAGGAGGCUCAGCUGGAUUUAAAGGGUGUUUUUCUUGUAGCGGCAGUUCAGCUGUUGUUUUGUGGCAUAGACUAUCAGAGUGUUAACUUUUGCACUCCUGUUACAAAACAGUCAUUUUUGUGGCUAUAUAUCCCUUCAGCUUUUGUCAGGAGUGACAAGCCAAAGAUGUUCAGGGGUCUUCAGAUCAAGUAUGUGAGAGGCUCAGAUCCUGUACUAAAGCUGCUGGACGAUAACGGGAACAUAGCUGAGGAGCUCAGCAUCCUCAAGUGGAACACAGACAGCGUCGAAGAAUUUCUUAGUGAGAAGUUAGAACAAAUUUAGUCUCACAGUUUCAUAUUUAAAGCCAUAUUUUCACUAUUUGCUUUUUUUGUAUAAAUCUCAAACUGAAUCAAAGGACCACAAUUCAUUUUUGUGCUCAAUAAUGGAAAUUAAAACAUAAAUUGUUCUUUUUUUUUUGGGUCUUUGAAAGUAAAUGCAUCAGUCUCUGGUUUGAGUUUAAGCGAUCGGGACAUUUUUAGUUGAUUUUUCUGCUGCAUAUUGUUGAAUCGUUGACGUGUUGUGGCCUUUUAUUCAUCUUGUGUCUGAGUGAAGCCUGUUGAAUGUGCUGGUUUGGUAAAGCUUGUGGUGACUUCUCAGAAGCACGUUUAUGUGGAUUUGCACGUUAGUGAAGGCCUGACAGUAAACCAGUCCCUGGCAUGUGAGGCCUGAAGACCCUGUGUAACUCUCUGAGCAUGUUGUUAUGGAGGGAACCUUCGAGCUCUACCCCAGUAUGAGAAGGUGGAAUCUCUUCAUUUAAAUGUUUGAUUAAAAUAUUGAAUUUAAACUCAAUUUCAUUGGCACACAGACAAAUAAACCUGUUUUUCAUAUUAA